Messenger RNA from Synchiropus splendidus (mandarinfish), 1952 nucleotides. Its product is annotated as homeodomain-interacting protein kinase 2-like. Gene Ontology annotation, molecular function: transcription coactivator activity; protein serine/threonine kinase activity; ATP binding. The transcript has 10 exons. Gene Ontology annotation, biological process: positive regulation of transcription by RNA polymerase II; peptidyl-serine phosphorylation; intrinsic apoptotic signaling pathway in response to DNA damage by p53 class mediator. Bases 214 to 1569 code for a protein of 451 amino acids. The record is from RefSeq and is a predicted model, not a curated record. NCBI's taxonomy places the organism in Eukaryota, Metazoa, Chordata, Actinopteri, Syngnathiformes, Callionymidae. Gene Ontology annotation, cellular component: nucleus; PML body; cytoplasm.
GUGGCGCAGCGUUCAUAAUUUAUAUUCGCCGCAGAAGCAAAUGAGGUUUGUCAGGGAUCAGAAACCUUCUUAAAUCAAAGGACCUGACGUAAGAAAGGCUUGUGGUCCGGCAGAAUCGUAACAGAACCGAGCCGAUAUAUAGCACUUUAAUGGCUGCGGGAGAGUGGACGUGUUAACGACCACAGCCUUUAGACCUGUUGAAAGAUUUGUCUCAUGAACGACCCCUUCAGUACCUCAGCCAUCACGAGUGGGUCUCCACUUCUGUCUUCGUCCUCGUUGUUCGAGACGAUGGACUUGUUUAUCUGUCAGCGCAGCAUCCAGCAGGUGCAGGAGCAGAAAAAAGCUGCUCGAGUUGCCUCCAAUGCAAAAACGCAGGAAGUGCUCAAACCCGGUCACAUUCUGCACAGCCACAGCAAUUCCUACAAAAUCCUGGAGUAUAUUGGUGAGGGCACCUUUGGCAAAGUGGCCAAAUGCCUGAGCCUUUUGACAGGGGAGACCGUGGCAGUGAAGAUCUUCUUUCAGGACACGGACUGCUUCCUUCAAUGUGAGUUGUCGAUCUUGAAACACAUCAGCAGCCUGGAUUAUGAUGAAACCCACCUGGUCAAGUUCUUUGAGCAUUUCCAAUACAUGGGAAACAGCUGCCUGGUGUUUGAGCUAUUGGACAAAAGCAUGUUCUGUCUGCUUGAGGAAAACGAUUGGAGGCCCCUGUCUCUGAGUCAAAUCCGCUGUGUUGCAGAAGAGCUGUUUUUGGCACUGGUUACCCUGAAGAGCCUUGGAGUUGUCCACGCGGACAUAAAGCCAGACAACAUCAUGCUAGUUUGUGACCAGAGGAAGCUCAGGGCAAAGCUGAUCGACUUUGGUGGGGCGGUUCUUAUGUCGAAAAUCAGACAUGGAAUGAUCGUCCAGGCUCUGGGAUACAGAGCUCCUGAAGUGACUCUUGGCCUCCCGCUCACGGAGGCUGUAGACGUCUGGGCGGUGGGCUGUGUCCUGGCCUUCCUCUGCCUUGGUGACAAUCUCUUCUCGAAGGACUGUGAAUAUCUGAUGAUGAAGAACAUUGUAGAACUACUGGGCCAGCCUGAGGACCAUCUGCUCCGUGCUGGGAUCCACACCAGGUUCUUCUUCAUCGAGGAGACGGGCGAUGAUGGCCCUCAGUGGCGGCUUAUGACCCCAGAGGAAUUUAAGUUGAACAACUGCAUGGAAGUUGAGCGGGAGAGCAGAUUCGCCGCCCUCCCCUGGUCUCUGCGUGACCUAGCGAAGAAGGUGUCUCCGGACCAUGAGAUGGAUUUGGGCGCCAGGUUUGCAUUUGUUGACCUCAUGGAGAAGCUGCUAAGAAUCAACAGCAGUCAGCGGAUUACUGCCCAUGAAGCUCUGCAGCAUCCCUUCAUCACCAAGUCCUACCUGAGUCACGGCGACGACCUCAACUGCGCUUCCUCGCUCAAUGACUCCGAUGAGACGGUGCAGUCCAUCCCCUCCUCAGAGAGCCGUAUCGAAAGAAAAUGCAGCUGCAUCAAACAAAUCUUCUCCUCUGUCUGCUGUUCAUGUUUAUGUCAGCAACCUGUCCUCGACUGAUCCCUCUGUGACCAGUGACUGGGGUGAAACAAGAAGAGAAAAUAAUGGAAAGGAGAAUAAGCCGAGGAAGGUUGGAAAUGCCCGCCCUCAUAAUUUGUCCCUGACUCUAACAAGUGAGGAAGCGUUCCAACGUCCUGAGAUUCAGAUGUAGCGGACAGGACGAACCCUUCAGGGGAAGCAGUCAGCGGAUGUCAGGAAGAGGAGCUGGAAAAGGAAAAAGCCAUGGAAGGGGGAGGAGACUAUUGGAAAACCUCUUGUCUAACAUGUCGCCAGCUGAAGAAGCUGAACUCUUUUUCUCCAUGCUGAGGACCAGAGGAGCGCCUCUGUGAUGGCACCUCAUAGGACGCAAAAUAAUGGUACUGUGAUUAUUUUGUUGGAGUAAA